AUGGUCAGAGUUAAUAUUUUACUAUUGUUUUAUGCACUAAUUGUUUAUUGUAUAAAGACUGCAUUUUCAAAUGUGUUAGAUCUAAAAAAUAUAAGUAAUUCAGGUUUCUGGGCACUUAAAAUUGUUGAGGGGAAUAUAACUAAGACUAUGAUAUACUCAACAGCAGAUAGACCUAUAACUAAAGUACGUCAAGGAACAAGAGUAAUUUGGGAACCUUAUUCAUAUGAAUCUGUGAAAUGUGUUACUCAUUAUUCAUUUGAAUUGCACAAUAAAAUACUUAUGACUAUAGAAAUUAGUGAUCCUGUCGUAAAUGAUAUGUAUUAUUUCAAAAGACGUCGUACUCAUUAUGUAUAUAUCAGUAAAAAAGAAUUUGAAUAUCAAUUUACCCAAUUAAGUCACCCGCCACCAGUCUUUUUUCAACAAACGAAACCUAAAAAACCUAAAAAAUCCAAAACCGCUACUGGUAAUACUGGAAAAUCUAAGAAGCCUAGGAAACGUAAAGCCGAUACUGAUGAUGAAGAACCUUUAAUAAUUACAACCCAUAUACCAACCAACAAACCUGCUCAACCUCAACCACAACCUCAACCUCAACCUUUAGAGCCUGAGGUUGUUCAAGUGGCGGUGGAAUCAGAAGAUGAUGAAGAGUGCAGUGAGGUACAACAACUUCAACCAUCAAUUGAUAAUAGUAUGUUAUUAUCUGAAGCAGUAUUUAACCAAGAGGUAGAGAAUUUGUUGGAAACUGACUUUGAUGAUAUGGGAUUAUCAAAAACACAGCUUGAUUCAUUAUUCUACAAGACAACCGAUGAAUCCAUUAAACCUGAUAAAGAUGAGAAAGAUUUGGAACUAGAAAAUAUUAUUUUUGAGAUUUCGACCGAUGAUGAAGAACCAACAAAAGAACAAACAUCGCAACUAAUAAGACAAAAACUUAGAGAGAAAAUCCAAAAGAAACAACAGAGACAAGACCUAAUAGAUAAGUUUGAAAAGAAAAAUGAAGAAAAAUCCUAUAAAACUUCUGAGUUAGAUGAUGAAAAUGAAGAAGAAAGUGAGACAUAA
This is a messenger RNA of Theileria parva strain Muguga, 1053 nucleotides long. RefSeq lists its product as uncharacterized. The transcript has 2 exons. The record is from RefSeq and is a predicted model, not a curated record. Lineage: Eukaryota; Apicomplexa; Aconoidasida; Piroplasmida; Theileriidae. The coding region runs from base 1 to 1053 and encodes 350 amino acids.